AUGGAUUUUUCUGAGGGCAGUGUUGUGGACAGAGCGAGCGCGGUCAGACGGACCGACGCCCCGCGCCCUGUGUCCAGGAGAGGCUAUCGAGAGUAUACCAAUACUGGAUCCGCGGUAUCUAGAAGCGACAGCAUGAGACCUACUUCUGCGUAUCGGGGUAGCACGGCGUCGCGUCUGGCGACCGCUGGUUUUGGACCCGCACCGCCUACUGCUAAUCGACAGCCAACUGCUAUGACUGGAUUCUCUAUGAUCGACAGGCCAAUAACACAACAAGGCAUAUCAGGGCUUCGCACAGGAACUGCACGAGGAUUCCGUACGAGGCAGCUGCAAGAUAAAAGGUACUGGGAAGAGUUGAUGCAAGUCAAGGUGCGUGAAAUCAAAGCGGAGAUAGCUCGAUUAAGUGACAAGGUCGAGUCGGGAGAAAGAGAAAAAUCUGCUAAAAAACACUAUGAAAAGCGAGUACGGGAACUGGCACAAGAAUUGACAGAUCUUCAAGGCCGAUUAUCAGACUACAAUACAGCUAUUCGUAUUGCUAACGGAGAAGCGUCUAAACAGUCAGUAGAAGAACAAACAAGAGAAUUAGAAGUUAGUAACAAAAAGUUACAGGUAGAUGUUGAACAGGUGUUUUUAGAGAAACAAAGAAAAGAAAGCCAGCUAAGGCAGUUAAGAGAACAAAUGGAUAAGGAGCAAUCAACAAUAUCAGAACUAUUGUCAGAAAUGUCACCGGAGCAAAGAAAACAGUAUAACGAACUAGAAGCUAAUGCUGCCGCUUUAAGAGAAGAAGCAGAACAAGCAAGAACACAGAUAGAUAAUCUUACUAAAGAAAAAGAGGAAUUCAACAAAGAGAUCUCUAUGUCCCAGAUAAAGGUACACUUGUUGGAAUUAUAUAGACGAUUAUCAGCUGCAGAAGAGAAACGCGACAGUCUUAAGAAUGAAAUAAAUAACCGCUUGGAUCCUCAAGAGGAACGUGAGAAAUUGUUACAACAGGUUCGAGAAGAUAAUGCUGCCAUUGCUUCAUUAGAUAGUAAUGCAGCAAACUUGAAACAACAAAUCGCAAAGACUCAGGAGUUAAUAGAACAGGCUGAGCAGGACCUCGAAGAAGGUAAUUCCGAACGUCAUCAAAAAUAUAGAGAAUUGAAGAAACGAGAAGAAACUAUGGAUGCAUUUUUGUCUACUUACGAAGAAAAUCUUGCAAAAGAAAAAGAAAAGAUCGACCAACUUGAGAAAGAUAUUGUAUUUGCAUUAGAACAUAGCAGCUCCAAUAUCGAUCUAGAUCUGAGCGAGAUAGAUUCAUUGAAGAAGAGAGAUGGAUAUACUAUGGCAUACGAUGAAAGCAAAAAAUCUGUGGAGACAUUGAUGAAGGAUUAUGAAAGAUUUCAGGCAAAUCUUAAGAAAGUAGAAGCUACUCGCGAACGUUUAUUAGCAGAACUAUUAACGCUACCAGAGAAAACACGAGUAAUGGAAGAAGAACUUGUGACUCUUUCUGAUCUCGAAAAACUCAGAGACGAAGGAGAAAUACAGAAAAAAGAAUUACAAAAUGAGCUGCAAGUUUUAAAAGAAAAACUAGCUCCCACUGAGAGCGCAGUUAUAGAAGCAGCUAAUAAAUUGAAGAAAAUACAGGCGGCGUUAGAUGGAAAUGAGAUGUAUGCAAAACUUAAUAGUUUAGAAGACCAAGUUGCAAACCUUGAAAACAGGAAAACCAUAUUAGAAGAGGACAUAGCAUCGAUUACUUUAAAAGCUGAUUAUGAACCAAUUAAGAAGGAAGCCUUGGAUGUAUUGGAGCAGCUGAAUCAGAAAAUAAUAGAAGACCUUAAUAGUACAAAAUCUUAUUGA
Molecule: messenger RNA, 1833 nt
Organism: Papilio machaon (common yellow swallowtail)
Lineage: Eukaryota; Metazoa; Arthropoda; Insecta; Lepidoptera; Papilionidae
Product: intraflagellar transport protein 74 homolog
Exons: 11
Coding region: 1-1833 (610 amino acids)
Biological process (GO): intraciliary transport involved in cilium assembly; cilium assembly
Cellular component (GO): cilium; centrosome; intraciliary transport particle B
Molecular function (GO): beta-tubulin binding
Source: RefSeq, a predicted model, not a curated record